UACAAUAAGCGAGCGCUCGCAAGGCAGCAGCCCAGCGCGUCGCCUCGGGCCCCCGUCGCCCGCCCGCACCUACCUGCACGCGCGUGGAGAAACCCGGGCGGCUUUCGUCGGGACAACGGCCCCGAGCGCGGAAGACCCAGCGCCGCUGUGCUGAGCGAGGAGAUCCUCGGUUUCGCGUAGGGGCUGAGGAAUGUCUAACGCUAACGAGAUCCAGAUGUGCCCGCUUGGCAGCCCGCGGAUGAAGCACUACCGAGGGGACGCAGGAGCCGCGCUAUCAAGUUGGAUUUGAAGAACUGACUGAAUGAGACAGAAGAUCUCUGGGAAAAGUAUGGACAUUGGCACCAGGCAGCUCAAACACACCUUUUAACAGUCCCAGAAAACACUGCGGAGACAAUGAAAGUACGUCUCAAAGGGGAUGCGAUCUGUACCCUUUUCCUGGUGGUAGCACUUGGCUCUUUACUCUAUUCCCAGCUAGAGCACUUAGCCCCGGCAGGAAACAAGGAGCUCACACACAAGAAACCUUCAGUAACACAGAGAAUUUUCUCUGAUCCCAAAGCGCCUGGCCGACCUGUGCCAGUGGAGGCAACAGUACCCAGACCCCAAAUAAUUCCUAUGGUUAGACGAGCAGAGGUGGCUAGUAACAGGGUCCAAACUACAACUUCACCGCCACUGACUGAUUCUACCUUCAACUUCAAGCGUUAUCUCCUAAACAAAGACAACAGGAACUUCAAUCUUCUCAUUAACCAGCCCAAGAAAUGCAGGAAAAUACCCGGAGGUCCCUUUCUGCUCAUUGCUAUCAAAUCGGUGGUUGAAGACUUUGACAGACGUGAGAUCGUCCGUAAGACUUGGGGCAGGGAGGGCUUGGUGAAUGGGGAGCAGGUUCAACGAGUUUUCCUCCUGGGAACACCAAAGAACAGGACAGUGUUGGCAACAUGGGAGACCCUUAUCCAUCAGGAGAGUCAGACAUACAGGGACAUUUUACUCUGGGACUUCAUGGAUACUUUCUUCAAUUUGACCCUGAAGGAGAUCCAUUUCCUGAAGUGGGCUGCUGAAUUCUGCUCCAAUGUGAAAUUUAUUUUUAAAGGUGACGCUGAUGUUUUUGUCAAUGUAGAGAAUAUUGUUGACUUCCUUGAGAGACAUGACCCCACUGAGGACCUCUUUGUCGGGGAUAUCAUCUACAACGCCCGUCCCAUCCGUGUCCAAAAGAGUAAAUACUAUAUCCCAGAGACCAUGUAUGGGCUAAGCAUCUACCCAGCCUAUGCAGGAGGAGCGGCACUGCGCGGGGCAGCAGGAGGAUCUGGGCUCUCCCCGGAGCAGUUGGGCAUGUGCUUACAGAGAAUCAAUCUCAAACCCAUUUUGCACGAAGGAUUCAAGACCUUCGGCAUUGUCAAGCCUUCUGCUGCCCCGCAUCUACAGACGUUUGACCCCUGUUUUUACAAAGAUCUCAUGGUAGUUCACAGUCUAAAAGUUGCUGAGAUUUGGCUAAUGUGGAAUCUGCUCCACAGCCCUCGGCUUUCCUGUACUCAGAAGAAGCAGGUGAAGAAGCCUUUCCAGUGGAAAAAGAAAGUUCAGACAGCAACACAGGCAUCACCUUUCUGAUCCUGCAGGCAGUCUGCAGCAGAAACACACGGCAAACCAGCUGAGCAAGGGAACCAGAAACUGUUGCAACCAAACACACUUUAGAAGUAGAGUAUUUUAGCACAUCUUAUUUACUACAUUAAGAGAAGAGGACAAACUAUUGCAGGAGUUUGCCAAAAUUCCACAUUUGCACACGCAUACUAUAUAGUAGUAGGUCCUUCUUCGCUAAUGAGUCAAAAUAAUCGUAACAAUAUCUUUAAUUUAUUAUUAUUUAUUAGACUUGUAGUAGUGCUUAGAGGGCCAAUGUGUACAAACACAUUGUAAAAUGCAAUCCUUAGAGAUUUUUCAGUAUUGUUAGAAAUGCGACACAUGGGAAGAGAAAGACAGGGUAAGAGAUCAUACCGAAGAGCACAAGGAUGGUUGUCAACUUGUUGCCUUGAUUGGAAUCACUCGGACUCAUUGAGAAAUUGCCAAACACAGUAACUAGAGUAAAUGAAAUCAUGCCUCCCCAGUGAAUGCUCAAAUCAACUCUCCGCUGCCUUGGUGGUUUUCAAAAGAGAGGCGUCAAAAGAGAAGAAAAGAACAGAGCUACUGAAAGAGGGUCCCAGUUAAGGUGGACUACAAGAAAACAAACCGGAGGUCGAGGGCUGGCAUGGCUGGUUGAGCAGAGGACAGGUAAGUAGGUAGUUGGGAAGGGGCAGAAGUCUGAAGGGCCUUUAAGGAAAGGAUAAGAAGAACUUUCAGCUCAUCCCUCUUUAUGUCUUGGUUUUCCAUUAUUCAUAGCAGCACAUCAGUUGAAAUACCUGUCCUACUGAUAUACUGUCAGGAUGCCAGGGGACCUGUCUGUGGCAUUUUGGGGCGCUCAGGCUCUCUACGCUAUCGGCUGACUGGCACUCCGUGAGAACUCAAAGUCAUCCAACAGCAGCUGAUCUUCAGAAAGUUUGUAUCUGGAGAGCUCUAUUUUGGCCUUUUCCUGGUGGGGGCAAAAACAUACAGAACUGCUGUUUGUGUCACAUUCAGGGAGCUUCUCCAAACCAAAGGAAAACUUACUAAUGGACUGGGCUCAUUUCUACAGACCCGAGCACUCUUGCACUGCAUGCAGCCAACUACAAAGAGCAGCUGAGACUUUUGAGAUCGCUAAGCAUGUAAGGUGAAGGGUUAGGGUAUCCUUCGGACAAAAGGGUUUCAAAACACAGAAGCCUUUCUAAAGGCAUUGCAAAAAAGCAAAAACACACAGCAAUCUUUCUGUUGGUAGAUGCCUUCCCAUGUUUCAGUUGCCUCUGUACAGUUACAUCUGUAACUGUAGGCAUUUGAAGCAUCAGACAAGGUGACUGGAUUGAUUGCUCCGUUUUUCAAACAACGGUCAACACGUAAGCACUUAGACCUGGUUAUAACGUUCCUCCCGCUCAGCUGUAGUUUGGGCUCAGUUCUCAAAUUAACUAUGCACACCACGGAGGAAAACAAGUUGGUAGUAUCUUUGGGUAUGAAAAAUUAAAGGUAUACAGCAAUAUGUUAUCUUCAUCUUACUGUUCAAACCUUAUGAUAACGUAUUUUCAGGGGGAGGUAGAAAUCAAAGGGCCACGAGCUGAUCUGGGAUAUUUUCAGGAUGACACCUUGAAAUACAAAAUGCUCACAGGAGCUUUACGAGUAGCUCUGCAGGGUAUGGAAAUGAGCCUUGCUGAUGGGAGAAACACAGGCGCUCUCCUGUCUGAAGAUUGUGUGAUAGGCAUGUAUUUACGCGCUUGUACAGAAAUGUAUUAUCUGUGAUUCGUUUACAAGUUGGGAAAUUAUUUAUACUAUAAUUAAAAGUUAGCAA
Molecule: messenger RNA, 3394 nt
Organism: Struthio camelus australis
Lineage: Eukaryota; Metazoa; Chordata; Aves; Struthioniformes; Struthionidae
Source: RefSeq, a predicted model, not a curated record